AUGAUUAAAUUUCUCCUUCUCGAAUUGAAGGACACCAUCAUCACAAAGAACAAGAAGAUCGCGGCUUGGAGAUCAACCGCAUUGAAAUGUGCGCCACCAACAAGCGGACUUCACAAAUUCGCCGACGAAAAAGACGUUCCCGACGUCGACGAAGAGUUUCUUGCAAUUAUCAAUGAUAUUCUGAAAAAGCAGAAAACUGUGCCCGGAGCUACGCAAUUUCCAGAAUACGCCGACAGCAGCAAAGGUUUAUUGACCAACGAAGGCAAAGCUGCGUUUAAUGAUUUUCUGAAAAAAAGCACAAAACUGUGA
Molecule: messenger RNA, 309 nt
Organism: Caenorhabditis briggsae
Lineage: Eukaryota; Metazoa; Nematoda; Chromadorea; Rhabditida; Rhabditidae
Exons: 2
Coding region: 1-309 (102 amino acids)
Source: RefSeq, a predicted model, not a curated record